Rattus rattus (black rat) is the source of this 1872-nucleotide messenger RNA. It is a transcript of the gene Gdpd4, whose product is annotated as glycerophosphodiester phosphodiesterase domain containing 4. Gene Ontology annotation, biological process: lipid metabolic process. Gene Ontology annotation, molecular function: glycerophosphodiester phosphodiesterase activity. The record is from RefSeq and is a predicted model, not a curated record. Gene Ontology annotation, cellular component: membrane. Bases 1 to 1872 code for a protein of 623 amino acids. The transcript has 17 exons. NCBI's taxonomy places the organism in Eukaryota, Metazoa, Chordata, Mammalia, Rodentia, Muridae.
AUGGAAGAGACCCAAGCUGAGUCUACUGGCAAGUCAAGAAACACAAUUGAGAAUGUCAGUCUAUGGAUAGAGCAGUUCUUCAACUACAAAUGCUACAUCACCCUCCUGACUGGCUGCUACAGUUGCCAGUGGCAAUACGGAGAGUGGGAAAAGCCUGAACUUGGAUCCUGUUGCUGCUCCCGGAAAGAGCAAUUUUUCUUUUUGUGCCUGGUAAUUGCAUUCAUCUUGUCUGUGCUUUUUCUGUUCGUCUGGGUAGAAACCUCCAAUGAAUACAACAGCUUUGACUGGGUUGUUUUUCUAGGGACAGGACGCUGGUUCUUUUGGUCCAUUUUGGUGCUGUGUGCAGGUGGGAUCCUGACUGUCUACACUUCCUUGCUUUUGUUGUUUGGGUUUCUGUUGCUCUGGGAAAGGAUUGAACUAACCCUGCAUACGUCGCACAAGGUCUUCAUUUUUCUAGUCAUCAUCCUGUGCUCCUUCUUACUUGGUGUUUUAAGCCAAUUCUGGAGGGACAAGUGGCUGAUAGCUGGGCUGUCACUGCAGAUCUUUGCUCCCUUCGUGCACCUGAGCCUCAUAACUGUGAUGGUUAUAAUUUCCUGGCCUCUAGCCAUCUGCGUGGCCCACUUGGAAACAGAAGUUAAAAGAAGAUACAUGAUGGACGAUUAUGAGCACGAAAUACUGGAGAAAUGUAAUGUAUUCCAAAGGUUAAGAGCUCUACAAAUAACUGCUGGACUGUCCUUCCUGAUCAUUCUUUUAUGUCUUUAUUUGAUGCCGCUGGGGAUUUAUUCCCCCUGUGUUCUGAAGAAGGAGAAUUUAGGGCCUAAGCCUGCCCUCUUUGGACAUAGAGGCGCACCCAUGUUGGCGCCAGAGAAUACCAUGAUGUCCUUUGAGAAGGCUGUUGAAUUUGGUGUUUCUGGUCUGGAGACAGAUAUAUACCUAAGCGUUGAUCAUGUGCCUUUCCUCAUGCAUGACUAUGACCUGACUAGGACAACCAAUAUCAUGGAGGUCCUACCAUCAGCUGCUAGUAACCACUCUUCCAACUUCAAUUGGACGUUCCUAUCAUCUCUGAAUGCUGGCCAAUGGUUCUUAAAGCAUAAGCCAUUUUUUGGCAUGAAACCUUUAUCAGAGGCUGAUCAAAAAAGAGCAGGCAACCAAUCAAUUCCACAGCUGAGUGAGUUAUUGGAACUUGCAAAAAGGGAAGAGAAGAUUGUGCUAUUUGACCUUUUUGGCCCUCCACCAGGACAUCCUCUGAGAAACACUUUUGUCCGAAGAGUAGUAAGGGUCAUCCUCGACUCUAAAAUUGAGCAGCGUCUGAUAUUUUGGCUGCCGGGUUUUGAUAGAGAAUAUGUCAAGUACAUGGCUCCUGGUUUUCGGCAUGUGGGCCGUUUAUGGUCCAUUAAGGAGCUCACACAAAAGAAUAUUAGUAUAAUAAAUGUCGACUAUAAGAGACUGUUCUACUCUGGGUUGAGAGAAUAUAAAAAAGCUAAAAUCUACAUCAAUGUGUAUGUCAUCAAUGAGCCUUGGCUCUUCUCGCUGGCCUGGUGUUCUAAUGUCAACUCUGUGACCACAGACAACACUGAGCUCCUGAAUCAGCUUAGCCACCCUCUCUUCUUCAUGACACCAGGCUACUACUUGCUCAUGUGGCUUUUCCUGGAUAUUGCUUCUGCGAUUAUCAUCGGCGUUAUAUUCUGUUAUCACUGGGUAAAAGAGCUGAGAAGAGAAAGGUGGCUUGAAACUACUGCAUCUGCAGAUCACCUAACGGACAUAACAGAAAAUACAGAUAUCUCUCACCGGAAGCCAGAGGGGGCCCCUGGUGUCAAUUUAACUGCUAAAAAUAAGAAAGAGGAGCAGCUGAACAUCCUGUUCUCAACUUAG